AUGACUCAUCUUAAUACCUGGCUAACUAAAGCAACCGGUGUUAGAAUUCCCAUCAUCCAAGGAGGCAUGAUGUGGGUUGGUAAAGCCGAAUUGACUUCGGCUGUCGCCAAUGCUGGUGCACUCGGAUUCAUAACAGCUUUUGCACAGCCGUCUCCUGAGGCUCUAAGCUUGGAAAUCCGCAAAUGCAAAAAACUCACAGACAAACCCUUUGGAGUUAACCUUACCCUAUUACCUUCUAUCAACCCGCCAGACUAUAAGGCAUAUGCACAGGCCGCUUUGGACGAAGGAAUCCGCAUCUUUGAAACUGCAGGAAACCCUCUCCCGGUUUUUAAGCUACUUAAGGACAAUGGAGCUGUGGUAAUUCACAAGUGCAUCAGUAUUCGUCAUGCCCUUCGUGCCGAAGCCCUUGGUGCCGAUGCAAUUAGCAUUGACGGCUAUGAAUGUGCCGGGCACCCUGGUGAGGACGAUGUGACAAGUUUGAUUCUGUUGGCUAAGGCAGCCCGAGUGCUUAAGAUUCCAUACAUUGCAUCCGGUGGGUUUGCAGAUGCACGCGCAUGCGCCGCGGCUUUUUCCAUGGGUGCUUCCGGGGUUAAUAUGGGCACACGUUGGUUGUGCACCGUGGAAGCACCCGUUCACAUGGCAGUCAAGGAGCAAAUCACCAAAGCCAAGGAGACGGACACACAGCUGAUUCUGCGGGCAUUCCGUAACACAUCGCGUGUGUAUAAGAAUGACGUGUCAGUGGAGACUGCCCGCAUUGAGCGGGAGAAGCCUGGCGUCAAGUUUGAGGACGUGCGUGAGCUGGUGGCUGGUGCUCGUGGAUCCACAGUAUACUCGACGGGUAAUGUGGAAGCUGGUGUGUGGUCUGUAGGACAAUGUAUUGGAGUUAUUGAUGACAUUCCUACCUGUGCAGAGCUUGCUUCUCGUCUAGAGCGUGAGAUUAUAGAGAUUUUGACUGAGACUCCAAAACGGAUUAUUGUGGAGGACCGUGAUAAUAGUUCGAAGCUUUAA
This is a messenger RNA of Magnusiomyces paraingens, 1008 nucleotides long. RefSeq lists its product as uncharacterized. Gene Ontology annotation, molecular function: nitronate monooxygenase activity. Bases 1 to 1008 code for a protein of 335 amino acids. NCBI's taxonomy places the organism in Eukaryota, Fungi, Ascomycota, Dipodascomycetes, Dipodascales, Dipodascaceae. The record is from RefSeq and is a predicted model, not a curated record. The transcript has a single exon.